CCACAACUUUUAUUCAAAUCGAGUUAAUCCACAUUUCUCUCUCUAUCUCUCUCUCUCUCGGCGACUGUUGCAGUACUGAUUUUUGUUCCCUCUAACCUAAAAUGGGACAGAGAGUUGAUCUAUGGUCUGAGGUCAUUAAAUCCGAGGAAGAAGACGGAGAUAUACCCAAGAUUGAAGCCGUUUAUCAGAGAAGAAAGAAACCUGAGAAAUCUUCCCAACCUGUAAAUUUAGGAUGGUUGGUCAAAGGGGCUCGUACUAGUUCGGUCAAUGGACCUAAGAGAGAUAGCUGGGCUCGUUCCCUUUCCACCAGAGGGAGAGAGAGUAUUGCAGUGCGCGCUUAUGUCAACAAUCAGCCUCAAAAGAAGCCAGCCAGGAGAAAUAAGCCCGCUAUUCCAAAGGGAAAAGUUGUUAAAGCUCCAGACUUCCAGAAAGAGAAGGAAUACUUUCGUGAUAUUGAUGCUUUUGAGCUUCUGGAAGAGAGUCCUUCUCCCAAUAAAUCUAGUACAUGGACCCUGGGAGAACAAGUUGUUCCGGAGAUGCCACAUCUGUCCACAAGAUUAGAAAAAUGGCUAAUUUCAAAGAAGUUAAAUCGUACUUGUGGUCCUUCGAGCACACUUUCUAAGAUACUUGAAAACUCAGCCACACACCAGGAGUCAACAUGUGAUAAUGAUGCCUUUGAUUCAUUGACUUCAGUUUUCCGGCUCAUCCCCAGCUGUGAUGACAGCUUGGCUGCCGAGGAUGUGCCUGUUAGAAAAAUCAAGAUGGAAGCAAUCGACCUUGAAGAUGAGCUGAAGCGGCUGUCUUUGACAUCUGAUCUAAUCCCCACUCAUCAAGAUUUUGAUCAGCCAUUUCUUGAUCUAUUGUCCGCCUGUGGACAGACGCAACCAUCAAACUUCAUGGAAGCAUUCUCUAAAUUCUGUGAACCUGAAAGCAUUGUCAAGAUUGGUGAAGGUACAUAUGGGGAGGCUUUUCGGGCUGGUUCUAGUGUCUGUAAAAUAGUUCCAAUUGAUGGAGACGUCAGGGUUAAUGGGGAAGUACAGAAGAGAGCUGACGAAUUACACGAGGAAGUGAUACUCUCAUGGACUCUUAAUAAACUAAGAGAAUGUGAGACUGAAGCUCAAAAUUCUUGCCCAACGUUCAUAAAAACUCAAGAUAUAAAAGUAUGUCAAGGUCCCUAUGACCCUAUACUGAUAAAAGCAUGGGAAGAAUGGGAUGCAAAACAUGGCUCUGAGAAUGAUCACCCAGAUUUCCCGGAAAAACAACGUUAUGUCAUGUUUGUUCUGGAACAUGGUGGCAAAGACCUUGAAAGCUUUGUUCUUUUGAACUUUGGUGAAGCCCGGAGCUUAUUGGUUCAGGUCACGGCUGGCCUGGCUGUUGCCGAAGCUGGUUUUGAGUUUGAGCACAGAGACCUGCACUGGGGAAACAUUCUACUGAGUCGUAAUAACUCGAGUACUCUGCCUUUUAUUCUCGAGGGGAAACAAGUUUUCAUCAAAACUUUUGGAGUGCAGGUAUCCAUAAUCGACUUUACUCUUUCAAGAAUCAAUACAGGUGAAAAGAUACUCUUUCUGGACCUUACUUGUGAUCCAUACCUUUUCAAAGGACCAAAAGGAGAUAAACAAUCAGAAACUUACAGAAAAAUGAAGGCAGUUACUGAAGAUUACUGGGAAGGAAGCUUUGCUCGAACAAAUGUUCUCUGGCUAAUUUAUCUCGUGGAUAUCUUACUUACCAAGAAGUCAUUUGAACGGUCUUCAAAAGACGAAAGAGAACUACGGUCACUGAAGAAGCGGAUGGAGAAGUAUGAAUCAGCUAAAGAGGCUGUUUUAGAUCCUUUCUUCUCAGAUAUGUUGAUGGACCAAAUAUCAUGAAGAAUAUAAUAAACCCCGUAAAUGACUAACCAGAAGCUCUCUCUCUUGUAUAAUUGUUGGCCUAGCCACUAAAAUCAACAGUAUCAGCUCUUGCUUCAUAAUAUUAUCUAAGUCCCCGUUAUCUAUAUACCAAUCUUGAUUUUCAUCUCUUCAAAUGAACACAAGAACUGAUAUGUUAGUCUUUUCUUGUAUGUGACAAUAGUUUAAUGGUAGCUUUUAUCUAUACUUUUGAAACCA
Molecule: messenger RNA, 2102 nt
Organism: Arabidopsis lyrata subsp. lyrata
Lineage: Eukaryota; Viridiplantae; Streptophyta; Magnoliopsida; Brassicales; Brassicaceae
Product: serine/threonine-protein kinase haspin homolog
Exons: 15
Coding region: 102-1865 (587 amino acids)
Biological process (GO): intracellular signal transduction; protein phosphorylation; mitotic cell cycle
Cellular component (GO): cytoplasm; nucleus
Molecular function (GO): ATP binding; histone H3T3 kinase activity
Source: RefSeq, a predicted model, not a curated record